CAAAAAGCCCAACAGCUUCGUUUUACAUCCCAACGACAAUCACUUAACUGAUGAAGCCGGUGAUUCGCUUCGUCUCUUCCUCCUGAUCGCCGACGUGCUCUACCUUCACUGCAGUUUCUCCCUCUUUAUACACGAAAAGAUGCAAGAUGAAUUGAAGUGCUGUCUUCAGAUUGGCUGUGCAGACGUAGCAAUAAUGAAGAUCUUACAUUCACAUGUCUUGCAGUUUCUCAUCUAUUAAAGCCUUUGCCUGGAAUCAUGGAUGGAAGCAAAUUGCUUUGGAAUCGGACUCUUCACAAGCUUUAAGCUUACUUACGUGUGAUGGUAAUGACACUCGAAAGCUACCUAUGGUAGCUAAGAUUCGAGUUUUUCUUCAAAAGGAUUGGACUAUUCAGUUAAAUCGGAUCCAGAGAAAGUGCAAUUUAUGUGCGGACUGGAUUGCGAAAAAGGCUAUGGAUGAUCCACAUGGUCUUAUCUCAAUCUCAUCUCCCCACAGUGAUCUUAUCAACCUCUUAGCUGCUGAUAUUCUGGACCCUGGAGAUGAGGCUGGCUAUCACUAGGAGGCUAAGUUUUAGUCUUUGCUUCUGCGUUUUGCUCUGUUUGUAGUUUUGUUUCCUGUUUUUCGUUUUAGUUUUCUGUCUCUGGGGCUUUUCCCCUUCUU
This is a messenger RNA of Gastrolobium bilobum, 658 nucleotides long. RefSeq lists its product as uncharacterized. Gene Ontology annotation, molecular function: nucleic acid binding; RNA-DNA hybrid ribonuclease activity. The transcript has 3 exons. The record is from RefSeq and is a predicted model, not a curated record. Lineage: Eukaryota; Viridiplantae; Streptophyta; Magnoliopsida; Fabales; Fabaceae. Bases 213 to 557 code for a protein of 114 amino acids.